AUGGCGCCGGAAACUAAAAAGCAAUCUGUGUUCCCAACGGACACGGAGGAAGUGAAGAUCAUUUUCAACCGUUUCGACACCAAUGGCGACGGUAGAAUCUCAGAGGAGGAGCUAAUCGGCGUCCUGAAGUCAUUCGGAUCCGAUACAUCUCCGGACGAGGUGAAGCGAAUAAUGGCUGAAAUUGAUACCGACUCCGACGGCUCCAUUAGCCUCGAUGAGUUCGUGGGAUUCUGCAAAGGACUCGCCGGAGAAUCUGAAAUCGACGACCUCAGGGAAACGUUCAAGCUCUACGAUCAAGACAGCAACGGAAAGAUCUCCGCGUCGGAAUUGCAUCAGAUCUUGUGUAAAUUGGGGGAGAACUACACCGUUGAAAGUUGUGCGAAUAUGAUUAAGUCGGUUGAUGCUGAUGGGGAUGGUUUCGUCGAUUUUGAAGAAUUCAAGAAGAUGAUGUCGAAGAAUUAA
Molecule: messenger RNA, 462 nt
Organism: Lactuca saligna
Lineage: Eukaryota; Viridiplantae; Streptophyta; Magnoliopsida; Asterales; Asteraceae
Source: the annotation of a GenBank genome assembly